Messenger RNA from Cherax quadricarinatus, 558 nucleotides. NCBI's taxonomy places the organism in Eukaryota, Metazoa, Arthropoda, Malacostraca, Decapoda, Parastacidae. The record is from RefSeq and is a predicted model, not a curated record.
AUGGAUGCAGCCCUCAGCAAAGUUCUUGACAUUUCUUCAAAGCCUCAGUACCUGGCAGGAGGAGGAGGAAUGGGCUCUGAAGUUGUUGAAGUAAUUUGGAAAGAAUUUGGGACCUUUAUCAAAUCUCAAGCAACCACUCUGACACCACCAGCUGCUCUUGCAUCAGUGGCUGCUUCACUUACCUUCUGUUUGGGUCGGGAGAGCAGCAGCUCUACUUCAGGACUGAGAGAAGCAGCUUUAGGACUCUUUACUUAUUUUCUAACAAAUGAGGCUGUAAACCCACUGUGCACCAUACAGUACACAUCAUCACUUUUAGACCGACCAGGCAGUAUGUCCUUGAUGAGUAGUAUGUGUUCAGCAUACGAAGGUCUCUUGAUCUCUGGCUGGUUGUCAGCUCUAGUGAUUCUAGGAGAUUGUGAAGAAGUCAUAGUGCUCACUUCUAAGAUAAGGACUUUACCAAGCACAACAGCAGUUCUUCCUCACCAGCCACUUCCUUGUCCCUUUGCAGCUGCCAAGUCUCUGGUACGAGGAGUCUCUAAAAAGUUUUCAGAAACAGAG